Aspergillus melleus is the source of this 1047-nucleotide messenger RNA. RefSeq lists its product as uncharacterized. Bases 1 to 1047 code for a protein of 348 amino acids. The record is from RefSeq and is a predicted model, not a curated record. NCBI's taxonomy places the organism in Eukaryota, Fungi, Ascomycota, Eurotiomycetes, Eurotiales, Aspergillaceae. The transcript is spliced from 5 exons.
AUGGACCUGCACGCCAACCGUGGUCCUGUCCUCAUCAGCAGCGUUUUCCCCGUUGCGACGGUGGCUACGUUAGCUGUCGUGGGCAGGCUCAUAUCUCGGCGUAUCAAAAAUCAGCCAUGGCUGAUGGACGACUUCAUGGUGAUCGCGGGAUUGAUCCUCACCUGGGGAUGUGCAGUCUGCGCAACCCUAUGCGUUGAAUACGGCAUAGGCAAACACCUCGAACCCAUUCAAGACACUUUCCCCUACGUCAAAUUCUGGAAGACACUCUACGCAUUCAACCAGAUCUACAUCGCGACGGGGCCCACGAUCAAAAUCUCCCUUCUGCUUCUCUACCGACGCAUCUUCGACACCUCACUUUUCCGUCGCGUCGUAUUUUGGCUCGUCUGUAUUAACAUCGCCUGGUGGAUUGGCAUGUGCAUAUCGGGCAUUUUCACCUGCGUUCCGGUCCAGGGCUACUGGCUCACGGACCUACCUGGCAGGAAAUGCAUGAGUCUUCUGGAUUAUGAUAUCGGAUACGCGGUGGUGAACAUCGUGCUCGACGUGUUCAUCCUCGUGUUGCCCGUGCAUAUGAUUUGGCGGUUGACCUUGACGGGGACGCAGAAGGUUGCGUUGACGUUUAUCUUUCUAUUGGGUUCUUUCGCCUGCGUAACGGCAUUGAUGCGUCUCCUCGUCUCAAUCCUCCACGUCGACGACCCCGAUCUAACAUGGGUAUACCUCGACGCCCUAAUCUGGACCGUGGUCGAACCCUCCGUCGCAGUCAUCUGCGCCUGCCUACCAACUCUCCGUCCCGUCCUCUCGUAUCUCCUCCCCCGAAAACUCUCCCUCAGCUCAGCAACUCGAACUAAGACGAAAUCAGCCUCGGGAUACCCCAAGGGCUCGACGCAUUCUGUUGAUCCACGACUCUUCGCGCGCCUCGAUGACGCGGGAUCCAUGAAAGCGUUGAACCAGACAACGGUGCAAGCGGGGGUGUCAGAUGAUCAUGAGAGUGAGGCGGGGAUUGAGGGGAUUCGCGUUAGGCAGAGUAUUGAGUUACAUGAAUAUCGGUAG